AUGGCUCCUGCAAUUCACCCACCGUGCACUCCAUCAGCAUCAUGCGCACCGGUGCGAUGCCAUCCUACACCUCCACCAUGCCAAAAUCCAGAGCGAUGUCUGAAAAAAACUACUUCAAAAGGCAUCAAGCCUUGCCAGAGUGCCGUGUCUAUAAUGUCUACAAGAUCAAGGACAAGAUGCUCAAGCUGUGGCAAGUUUAAAGGUGCCAAUGAUCCCAGGAAAGUUAAAGAAAUUGAAAAGUUUUUAAAGAAAAAGUCGAAAGAAGCAAAAAUGAAGAAGAAAGAUAGACUGACGGGAAGUCAUAGCUACACAAAAUAUGUAAGGAAACAAGGCAAACCAAGGUCAAAAACUCAAUGUUGUGCUGGAAAAGGACAUAGAGGUCGUUUAAAAAAGAAAAAACGCUGUGAAAUCUUAUAA
Molecule: messenger RNA, 417 nt
Organism: Parnassius apollo (apollo)
Lineage: Eukaryota; Metazoa; Arthropoda; Insecta; Lepidoptera; Papilionidae
Source: the annotation of a GenBank genome assembly